AUGGAGCUUUCUGGGUUUGGGACACUAUUAUUGGUUUUUGUGCUUUCGUUCCUGGUAAUCAUGUGGGUCAGAACAAAAGGACAACAACCCAAGUUUCCCCCAGGACCUACUCCUCUACCUCUCUUGGGGAAUAUUCUGCAAAUAGAUUUCAAGAACAUUGUAGAAGAGUUUGUUCAGCUUGGAUUGAAGUAUGGACCGGUCUCCAUGGCAUAUUUAGGGCCUAAGAAGAUGGUGAUAUUGAAUGGCUAUGAUGUGGUAAGAGAAGCUUUCCAGGAGAAAGGUGAAGUAUUCAGUGACCGACCAAGACUUGCCAUUCCAGAGAUGGUUUUCAAAGAUCAUGGGUUGAUCUUCACUAAUGGCGAGAGGUGGAAACAAAUGAGAAGAUUCACCUUAAGUACUUUAAGAAAUUUUGGAAUGGGAAAAAGAAGUUUGGAAGAACGGGUACAGCAGGAAGCACAGUGUUUAGGACAAGAGUUGCAGAGGAGAACUGGAACAUUCUUUGAUCCCACCUUGUUAUUCAGUUUGGCUGUGUCCAAUGUUGUCUGCUCCAUCGUUUUUGAAGAGCGUUAUGAUUAUGAAGAUAAGGAUUUUUUAGAUAUGCUUGUUCUUAUGAAGGAGACUUUCCAAAUGAUUACCUCACCAUGGGCUCAGAUGUUUGAUUUAGCUCCAAACUUGUUAAAGCACUUACCUGGCCCACAAAACAAACUUUUCAAAAACUUUGACAAACUGAGAAAGUAUGUUAUGGAGAAAAUAAAGGCACACGAGGAAACUCUGGAUGAGAACUGUCCAAGAGAUUAUAUCGAUUGUUUUCUCAUAAGAAUGAGUCAGGAAAAAGACAAUCAAAUUACAGAAUUUAACUAUGAAAAUCUCAUUGCCAAUCUUAUACACCUGUUUUUGGCUGGGACAGAAACCACCAGCACCUCAUUGAGAUAUUCGAUCAUCAUUCUGCUAAAAUACCCAAACAUUGCAAAGAAAAUGCAGGAGGAGAUUGACCAUAUCACUGGAAAUAAUCGAUGCCCUUCAGUUGAGGAUCGCAUAAAAAUGCCAUUUACAGAUGCAGUGAUUCAUGAGAUCCAGAGGUUUGCAGACAUCACACCGUUAGGAGUACCUCGAGCAACCAGCCAGGACACAGUUUUCAGAGGAUACCAUAUACCAAAGGGUGUUACUGUGUUUCCCAUGAUAACCUCUGUUUUAAAGGAUUCAACAUAUUUUAAGGAUCCAGAGGUAUUUGAUCCAGCACAUUUCUUAGAUGAGCAAAGCAACCUUAAGAAAACUGAAGCAUUCAUCCCAUUUUCAAUAGGGAAACGGGCUUGUCCUGGUGAGGGACUUGCACGUAUGGAAAUUUUCCUGUUCCUCACAUACCUUCUACAGAAGUUUAACCUGAAAUGUGACAAGGACCCUGAAGACAUUGAUCUUUCUCCUAUUCCAAACAGUGGUGCUUUUGCACCACGACCAUAUCAGAUCUCUGUGACUUUACGGUAACCACCAUCCAGAUGACCGUGACAUGAAGAAUGUAUCUUAAUAUCAAGUUAUAUGAAUAAAUGUACUUGUAUUGAAAUUACAUGUAAAAACAUCAAUAUGAGACAUUACUGAAAAUUUUUAUAUAUCAUGUCUUGAAUUACAAAGAGGCAAACAUUAAAUGAGUAUAAAUUGGUGCCAA
Messenger RNA from Bufo bufo (common toad), 1660 nucleotides. RefSeq names its product cytochrome P450 2C42-like. Gene Ontology annotation, biological process: xenobiotic metabolic process. The transcript is spliced from 9 exons. The record is from RefSeq and is a predicted model, not a curated record. The coding region runs from base 1 to 1482 and encodes 493 amino acids. Gene Ontology annotation, cellular component: cytoplasm; intracellular membrane-bounded organelle. Lineage: Eukaryota; Metazoa; Chordata; Amphibia; Anura; Bufonidae. Gene Ontology annotation, molecular function: heme binding; iron ion binding; oxidoreductase activity, acting on paired donors, with incorporation or reduction of molecular oxygen, reduced flavin or flavoprotein as one donor, and incorporation of one atom of oxygen.